This is a messenger RNA of Salvia hispanica, 3694 nucleotides long. The record is from RefSeq and is a predicted model, not a curated record. NCBI's taxonomy places the organism in Eukaryota, Viridiplantae, Streptophyta, Magnoliopsida, Lamiales, Lamiaceae.
UAGCUUUGUCAUGGCUUCUAGUCUCAAAGUAACAUCCACUAUGAUGCUCAAACCUUGUUGCUUCUUCAUUCUUGUUGCAGUAUUGCUGUCAAGAAUCUGCACAAUCUGCUCGGCCAAAACACUAGUUUCAAAUGUAACUAUAGAUCAAGAAGCCCUUGUUGCCUUUAAAGCCGCCAUCAUCUCAGACCCCUAUCAAAUCUUGAACAAAAACUGGUCUAAUGAUGCAUCUGUCUGCAGCUGGAUAGGCGUCUCUUGCAGCGUGGAUGACCAGAGAGUGACGUCCCUCAAUGUCUCUGGCUUUGGCUUUGCAGGCCCCAUUGUUCCGAAUCUUGGCAACUUGACAUCCCUCGAGCUUUUAGCACUUACCAACAACAACUUCACAGGCUCCAUACCCCAAGAGCUGUCUAAUUUGCGCCGUUUGAGCGUUUUCGAAGCUGGAUACAACCUUCUCAGUGGGGAGAUUCCGUCAUGGCUGGGAACCUUGACGGAGCUAGAGUAUCUUCGUCUCAAUGGAAAUAACUUCUCCGGCAGUAUCCCACGGUCAAUAGGUAAUAACACUAAGCUGGUGCUUCUGAACCUGGCCUACAAUUCUUUGGGUGGAGUUAUCCCACUAGAGAUUGCCAAUCUUUCUUCCUUGGAAAGAUUAGAUCUCAAAUACAAUGGCCAGAUUGCAGAUUCUAUCCCGGAAGGAAUCUUCGACCUGUCUAGUAUCGAAGCAAUUGAUCUCACAGGUAACAGUCUAUCUGGCGAGCUCCCAAGCACCAUGUGUGACAAUGUGCCUCGACUGAGAGGACUUUUUCUCUCUGCAAACCUACUUAGUGGGAGCAUUCCUUUUGAUAUCCACAACUGCAGCACCCUCCGGAUAAACUCCUUCCAUAUUGGAGGGAUCCCACCAGGCAUACACAACCUCUCGCGAUUGCAGAUGCUCAGCCUACAAAGUGCAUCUCUAACAGGGCGAAUCCCAUCAUAUAUCUUCAACAUGUCUUCUCUCGAGGGACUAGAUCUCUCAAACAACACUCUCUCGGGGGGCCUUCCACUGACCCUGUGUGGUGGCACAACCAAACUUGAGCAGCUGUUUCUAGGCACCAAUCAGCUGACUGGCCGAGUUUUAGACAGAAUAUGCAACUGCAGAAGCCUAUUUGUGAUUUCAUUGCGAUACAACAACUUCACAGACAAUAUACCUAAGUGUCUUGCAAACCUUACUGCCCUAAAUUACCUAUAUCUAGGCAAGAACAACUUCACAGGUGAGCUACCAGCUGAGUUAGGUAGCCUUAAUUUGGUGCAUAUCUAUGUCAAUGAAAAUGGGUUAUCUGGCGUCAUCCCAAUCUCCAUCUUCAACAUAUCAUCAAUUCAGGAGAUGGAUUUUUCAGUGAAUCACUUCACUGGGAAGCUUCCUUCAACAAUGGGGCUUUCACUUCCCAAUCUACAGAAGCUUUAUUUGGGCAUGAACAAACUGAGUGGACCAGUUCCAAGCUUUAUCACCAAUGCUUCCAGUCUUACUGUUCUGGUCAUGAUCUCCAACUCUUUCAGUGGACGCGUACCAGAUUUUGGUAAUCUAAGACUCUUGCAACGCCUUCUUCUAGCAGAGAAUAAUCUAACAGGAACGUCUUUUUUGUCUUCUUUAUCAAAGUGCCAAUUCUUGGAUUACGUAGAAUUUUCACUGAAUCAGCUGAAUGGUAUGUUUCCUGCUUCAAUUGGCAACCUCUCUGCUACUCUUCAGGUUUUUAGAGGGUUCGGUUGUGGAAUCAUAGGUUCCAUUCCUGCUGAAAUUGGCAACGUGACCAACUUACGUGACUUGUAUUUGGACAACAAUGAGCUAACAGGAUCCAUACCAAGCACACUGGGAAAUCUGAGCCAACUCAUACGUAUAUAUCUCGAGUAUAACAAGCUUGAAGGAUAUAUCCCCCCACAGCUUUGCCAGUUAAGCCGUUUGGGGGACUUGUAUGUGAGCCAUAACAUGCUCCAUGGGCAGAUCCCUUCGUGUAUUGGUGAAAUGAAAACUUUGAGAAGAUUAUACCUUGAUUCAAAUAAGUUGGAAGGCAAUGUUCCGUCCAACUUAUGGCAGCUCAAUGAUCUAGUGGCCUUGAACUUGUCCACAAACAGUUUGAAUGGCUCUCUUCCACCUGAGAUAGGAAAUUUGAAGGCUGUAACGGAUUUGGACUUGUCGUGGAAUUUGUUCUCAGGCAACGUCUCUAGCUCCAUAGACAAAGCAGAGUCAUUAGUUGUGCUAUCUUUGGCACAUAACAAGCUGCAAGGGCCUAUUCCAGAAUCCAUUGGUAAAUUGAGAGGUUUGGAAUCAUUAGAUCUCUCGUUUAAUACUUUUUCUGGUUCUAUACCUAAAUCACUCGAAGGCCUCACCUUCCUGAAGUACUUAAAUCUUUCUUACAAUAGACUUCAAGGAGAGAUUCCUAAAGGUGGUAGGUUUGCUAACUUCACUGCUGAAUCGUUCUUAGAGAACCAUGGUUUGUGUAGUGAGACGCGUAUGCAGGAUCUACGCGUCCCUCAUUGUAGACAGAAGUCCAAGAGUGUGUCGUGGACCAGAUAUAUCAAGUAUGUGGUACCUCCUUUCAUACUUGCAUUGAUCGUGGUGAUCUUUGUUGUUGUACUGAUUAAAAGAGGAAGAUCAAGGGUGAAAGAGCAGACAAAAGAUGACCAUCCAUCAAUUCAUGCAUGGAAAGGGAGCUCUUAUCUUGAGCUGCAACGGGCGACUGACGGCUUCAGUGAGAGCAACAAACUAGGAAGUGGAGGUUUUGGGACAGUGUACAAAGGAACUCUUUCAUCUGGCCUAACUGUUGCAAUUAAAGUCUUCAACUUGGAAUCUGAGAAAGUGGCCAAGAGCUUUGACACAGAGGUGGAAGUGUUGAGCUCGAUUCGCCAUAGAAAUCUGAUCAAGAUCAUCGGAUGCUGCAGCAGUGAAGACUUCAAAGCUUUACUCUACGAGUACAUGCCUAAUGGCAGCCUCGAGAAAUGGCUGUAUUCCAGCAACUUCUUCUUGGACUUGAAAGGAAGAGUGGGCGUGGCCGUGGAUGUGGCAUCUGCAUUGGAAUAUCUUCAUGUUGGGCUCACGUCCCCUAUUGUUCACUGCGAUUUGAAGCCGAGCAAUGUGCUGCUGGACGACGACAUGACAGCUCGUGUGGGUGAUUUUGGUAUAGCCAAGCUAUUUGGAGAGGGAGAGAUGACAGCUCAAACCAGAACCUUAGCUACUGUUGGAUAUAUGUCUCCAGAAUAUGGAGGUGAAGGCAUCGUGUCGACAAGCGGGGACGUGUACAGCUUUGGCAUAAUGGUGCUGGAGCUGUGCACGAGUAAAAGGCCUACGGAUGAUAUGUUCGGUGGUGAAAUGAGCUUGAAGUCGUGGGUGAGCCUCGCGUUGCGCAGACACGCGAUGAUUGAAGUCGUGGAUGCGGCUUUGCUACAAGGAGAAGAGAAGGAUUUCUCGUUGAAGGAGGAAUGCUUGUCAUCUCUUUUGAGUUUGGCAAUGGAAUGCUUAGCCACAUCACCUUUUGAUAGAAUCACAAUGACUCAAGUUGUAGCGAAAUUGAACAAGAUUAGAACUUUGUUUAUGGAUAAAACUAGGGCAUAAACUAGCAUAGAAAUAGCCAUCUAAGUAAUUUUAAAAUAAAUGUUGUUCAAGUGUAUUUAAAUGUUACCAAUGUAUGUUGAUCGAUGGUAUGGUUUCAAGGCCGGUCCUGGUUAA